AUGACCGUACCGGUGGUGAGCGAGGGCUAUAUUGAUAUCGAGCGGAACUUCAUCCGGCUGAUGGAGAGGAACUCGGGCUUCACACGCAGCAACAUCUACCUCAUGUGCAUGGACGGUGCAUCCAAGAACUUUUUCGACGCGAAAAUGGGGAUUCGCUGCGUACCUAUGAGCGCAUUGGACCUGCCCACGCAUCAAGACAUAUGGCAACUCAGGGUAAAGGUAGUUUCAUGCCUCCUUGAGGUCGGGCACGUGGACGUGAUCAUGAGCGACGCGGAUGCCCUCUGGCUCGCCGACCCGGCAAAAGACCUGUUCAGCAGAGGCGGCGGUGGCAGGGGAGACAUCAUAGCCUCGCGCGGCAGCUGGCCGAACGAGCAGUCGAAGGAGUGGGGCUCGACCCUCUGCAUGGGGUUCAUCGUGUUCCGCGCGCGGAACGUUGCGGGUAUGAAGAGGUUCCUCGACGUCAUGGCGGACCUCGUGGUACAGAACAAGGACGACCAGAUGCUGUGUGAGUGUGCAACGGGCGUUGAAAACGAUUUCUGUGGUUUUCCUGCAAGUUCUCGCCCGCGAUCAAACCCAACACUUACGGAAAGCGCGUUCUGCGUUGCUGCGCCUUCCCCCAACGCCUCUUUAAUCCUGUCGAUUGUUUCGGUUGAGAAGAUUUCGGUCAAUCGAGCCGCGAAACAGCUGGGAAUCGUGUGGGAUAAGAACAGCGACAUGAGAUACGAGGAGAGCACGGGCUACGGCAGGGGGGUCAUCGCCGGCCUCGGCAGCAGCAACAACAGCACAAGCGGCGGUGGUGGCGAUCUUUUCAUAGGGCAAACCGGCCACGGCGUUGUCGUCGGUAGGGGGACACGGGAAGUAGAGGCACCGUUCAGGGUGAUCUUGCUCCCCCACAGCGCGUACACGAGGCGCUGCGGUAGAAGGACGCUCUCGAACCAGACCACGGUGGUGGCUCACUGCUACUUCCCCCAAAAGGAGGCGGGCGUCAAGACUUCCUGGAUGAAGAAGGCCAAUCUGUGGUCGGUGCAGGACGAUCCCUGA
This is a messenger RNA of Ectocarpus sp. CCAP 1310/34, 1041 nucleotides long. NCBI's taxonomy places the organism in Eukaryota, Phaeophyceae, Ectocarpales, Ectocarpaceae. The record is from the annotation of a GenBank genome assembly.